ACAGGUGUGUGAGUGUGAUGGACCUGCGGCAUUUAGUCUGCUGCGCGGCGGUGUUUGCCUUACUUUCAGGUGUUCACGGAGGCUGCGGCAGAAAUCAGUGGCAGUGUGAUGAUGGAGUGUGUGUGUCACACAGAUGGCGCUGUGACGGUGUCAGUGACUGCCAGGAUGGAUCUGAUGAGAUGGACUGCGUGUGUCAGCUUGGAGAUUCGGAGUGUGCGGAUGGCUCCAGGUGCGUGAUGGGGUCAAGGGUUUGUGACGGCCAGCCCCAGUGUCCCGACGCUUCAGAUGAGUGGGACUGUGGAAGGCGUUUAGGGUGUCUGUCAGGUGACUGGAAGUGCAAAAACGGCAUUUGCAUCCCACGAGAACUUCUCUGCAAUGACGUCAACGACUGCGGUGACAACUCCGAUGAAGAAACCUGUGAUUCUUGUGGGAAGAUGGGCAUCCGCUGUCCUGAUGGCACAUGUUUAACCCCGAGACAGAGGUGUGAUGGAGUUGCUCAGUGCUCAGAUAAGAGAGAUGAACCUCUUACAUGUGGUAAAAGUUGUCAUAAUGGGAAUGGUGGCUGUAGUCAUACUUGCGUUGACCAGUUUUGGGGAGCUUUGUGCUCUUGUCCCGCUGGGAUGACCCUUUCUGCAAAUGGACUUGAUUGUGAAGAUUUCAAUGAAUGUUCCCAGUCUUUGGGUCCUUGCAUGCACUUGUGCACAAAUACACCCGGGUCUUUUCGUUGUCGGUGCCAGAGUGGUUUUAAACCUCUCGGCAACGGCUCCUGUGAGGCUCAAGGAGCCGUGACAAAGAUAUUGACCCUCAGGAAGGGACAGAUUGGGUUCGUAAAUGUGAAGACGAGAGUCUAUGAGCCGCUUUUUGUAAGUGAGAGCGACCCUAUAUCCAUGACCUACGAUAUCCAAAGAAACCUAAUUUACUGGGCUGAUAAAGAUGGGAAUAUCUACAAGGCUCUGAACCGGAAGAGCAUGAUUCUUUAUUCAGGGCAGUCUGGUUUGCACAGUCUAGCCAUUGACUGGCUUACAGGGCAACUGUACUGGACAAGUUUUACCCAGAAAGCCAUCUACACUGGUGCAGCUGACGGCAGUGCUGUAGGCAAGGUCAUGUCCAAAGAAAUCGACCCGAGAGAUAUGGUCCUCAACCCAAUUGAGAGUUUCAUAUUUUGGAUUAAUAAAGGAACGAAUGACGAGCUAACCAUUGAGAGGAUGGAAAUGGACGGUUUGAAUCGGACUACACUGGUUUUCAUAAGUGCACAGCUGCCGAGGAGUCUUACAUUUGAUGUGGCAGCUCGUCGGCUGUAUUGGAUCAGUGUUUACAAAGCGUCAAUUGAGAGCAUCAGGACAGACGGCACUGGACGGCAUACCUUCUGGGAUUUCUUUCAAGGUCGUCCUGCUCAGACCCUGGCCGUGUUUAAUGGCUGGUUUUAUUUGGCGGAUGAGAAAAAACUCUGGCAGGCACCUCAAAAUAUGCCUUCCGCCACACUAAAUGGCUUCAUCUUAAAAGCCUCGCUUCCAUUCUUGAACAUCUACCAUGUGCUCCAGCAACCCCAAGGUUUUGCACCAUGUAAGGACUCGGGCUGCCAGCUGUGUUUGCCCUCCAAGAAAAGCUCUGUUGGGUUCACCUGUCUGUGUCCUGAGGGAGCGUUGGCCAUGUCUUGGGGAUCCUGUGAAAUUUUUAAGGUCGCCUAUGCAACAGCCACAGCCAUAUACAGUUUGGAGUUUGCAGGAAAGACUCCUGUGAAAACUGAACUCUUUACUUCAGAUGAAGACAUCCAGUCCUUUGACAUGUACUGGCGGAGAGGAUGUGUGGUUUGGUCUAACGGCACGGGCCAUGUGAAGACUACCGUACAGGCUCGGGAUUUGUCUGAGUACAUCCUGACUUUAAAACCUGCCUGCAUUGUCAGAGUUGACCAGAGGACUGGGAAUCUGUAUUGGCUGGCCUGUGAUGAGCUUUCCAUUGGCGUUUCUACCAUUGGCCGCCUUGACCAGAGUAUCUCCAGACAGCUGUAUCAAGCCAGAACUGCAAUCCAAGACCUUUUUGUGGACUGGCAGAGAGGAAAGCUCUACUGGCUGGAGGGAGGUCAGGUCAUGAGAAUGAAGCUGGGUCUGAUUGGUGGUAAUGCCGAAGCUAUCUACAGCUUUGAGGAUGGAGUCGACCAUAUUGUGUUUGAUCAUAAAGCAAAUGGCUUUCUUUGGAAUGUGGAGUUUUACUUGCAAGUUAUGAGUCUACUGAAGAUGAGGAAGUAUUCUGCUGGUAAAGACUGGGUGGUUCCUGGUUCCAUCAUGGCUGCUUAUGAACCCUACAUGGUGACCUUGUUCAAUAACAUCUUGACAGUGUGGAAUCGUAAAGAUGGAGCUCGCGUCUCUGGCGUGGCGGUAGAGAAUGGAGUUGUUAGCUUAUCUGUUGCCCUCAGGGAAGUCCAACAAGAUAAAGCAGCCGAAGAGGUACGUCCCACUGGGGUGACUUGCAAAAGUCCUCUAGUCAUUUGUCAAGGAUCAACCGUGUGUAUCAGUCGAUCUCAGCGGUGUGAUGGGAAGAGAGACUGUCCGGAUGGAUCUGAUGAAACAUCAUGUUUGCACAUGUGUGCAAAGCCAGAUGACUUCCUGUGUAGGGAUGGAAGCAAGUGUGUGGAGAGGGAUCUGGUGUGUGACGGCCGCUCUCACUGCAUUGAUGGGUCAGAUGAGAUGGGAUGUCCCACCGAGGCUCCAGCACCAUUCAGGUGUCGUAUUGGCUCUAAACCCUGUAAGGACGGACUCGAGUGUGUGCUGCACAGUCAUGUGUGUGAUGGAGAGAUGGACUGUAAAGAUGGAUCUGAUGAACACGACUGUGAAUAUCAGUGUAAAGCAGAUCAGUUCCAGUGCGCUCACGGCAGGAUGUGUAUCGACAGAAAGCAGGUGUGUGACGGCACACCUCAGUGUCAGGAUCGCUCUGAUGAACUGGACUGUUUCGGUCACUCACACGAAUGCAGGCAUCAGUGUGAUAAUAAAACUCGCUGCAUCCCGGAGAGCUUCCUUUGUGACGGAGAGAAAGACUGUGUGGACGCCACUGAUGAAGCCAACUGCUCUGAGAUCAAAAGAGGCGAUUUAAAUUUGGUGACGCUGACCAAAGGUAACAAGAAAGAAGACUUGCAACCUCCGCCUCCAGUCUGUAGAAGUCCAUCCAUGAUGUGUCCAGGAACAUCUUUGUGCGUUUCCCAGAAUCGAUUGUGUGACGGCAAGAUAGAUUGUCCAGAUGGUUCUGAUGAAGUUUCGUGUGUACAUGCUUGUUCAAAACCUAGUGACUUCCUGUGUAAGGACAGAAGGAAGUGUAUUGAUGGGAAUCUGGUGUGUGACGGCCGCUCUCACUGCCUUGACAACUCUGAUGAGAUGGCUUGUUACAUGACGGCUAGAAAUUCAAAACCAGGACCAUUAAAGUGUCGUAUUGGCUCUAAACCCUGUAAAGAUGGACGUGAGUGUGUGCUGCAGAGUCAUGUGUGUGAUGGAGAGAAGGAUUGUAAAGAUGGAUCUGAUGAACGCAACUGUCAAUAUAAGUGUAAAGCAGAUCAGUUCCAGUGCGCUCACGGCAGGAUGUGUAUAGACAGAAAGCAGGUGUGUGACGGCACACCUCAGUGUCAGGAUCGCUCUGAUGAACUGGACUGUUUCAGUCGCUCACAUGAAUGCAGGCAUCAGUGUGAUAAUAAAACUCGCUGCAUCCCAGAGAGCUUCCUUUGUGACGGAGAGAAAGACUGUGUGGACGCCACUGAUGAAGCUAACUGCUUGAAUAUUAACAAAGGGGAAGUGAACAUGGUGCCGGUGAAAAAACCAAGCUCUGGUUUUGCACCGUCUCAGCCUCCGGUCUGUAGAAGUCCAUCCACGAUGUGUCCAGGAGCAUCAUUGUGCAUUUCUCAGACUCAGCUUUGUGACGGCAGGAGAGAUUGUCCUGAUGGUUCUGAUGAGGCCUCAUGCAUUGACGCUUGUGCAAAACCUGGUGACUUCCUGUGUAAGGACAGGAGGAAGUGUGUGGAGAGGGAUCUGGUGUGUGACGGCCGCUCUCACUGCAUUGAUGGGUCGGAUGAGAUGGGAUGUCCCACCGAGGCUCCAGCACCAUUCAGGUGUCGUAUUGGCUCUAAACCCUGUAAGGACGGACUCGAGUGUGUGCUGCACAGUCAUGUGUGUGAUGGAGAGAUGGACUGUAAAGACGGAUCUGAUGAACACGACUGUGAAUAUCAGUGUAAAGCAGAUCAGUUCCAGUGCGCUCACGGCAGGAUGUGUAUAGACAGAAAGCAGGUGUGUGACGGCACACCUCAGUGUCAGGAUCGCUCUGAUGAACUGGACUGUUUCGGUCACUCACACGAAUGCAGGCAUCAGUGUGAUAAUAAAACUCGCUGCAUCCCGGAGAGCUUCCUUUGUGACGGAGAGAGAGACUGUGUGGACGCCACUGAUGAAGCCAACUGCUCUGAGAUCAAAAGAGGCGAUUUAAAUUUGGUGACGCUGACCAAAGGUAACAAGAAAGAAGACUUGCAACCUCCGCCUCCAGUCUGUAGAAGUCCAUCCAUGAUGUGUCCAGGAACAUCUUUGUGCGUUUCCCAGAAUCGAUUGUGUGACGGCAAGAUAGAUUGUCCAGAUGGUUCUGAUGAAGUUUCGUGUGUACAUGCUUGUUCAAAACCUAGUGACUUCCUGUGUAAGGACAGAAGGAAGUGUAUUGAUGGGAAUCUGGUGUGUGACGGCCGCUCUCACUGCCUUGACAACUCUGAUGAGAUGGCUUGUUACAUGACGGCUAGAAAUUCAAAACCAGGACCAUUAAAGUGUCGUAUUGGCUCUAAACCCUGUAAAGAUGGAACUGAGUGUGUGCUGCAGAGUCAUGUGUGUGAUGGAGAGAAGGAUUGUAAAGAUGGAUCUGAUGAACGCAACUGUCAAUAUAAGUGUAAAGCAGAUCAGUUCCAGUGCGCUCACGGCAGGAUGUGUAUCGACAGAAAGCAGGUGUGUGACGGCACACCUCAGUGUCAGGAUCGCUCUGAUGAACUGGACUGUUUCAGUCGCUCACAUGAAUGCAGGCAUCAGUGUGAUAAUAAAACUCGCUGCAUCCCAGAGAGCUUCCUUUGUGACGGAGAGAAAGACUGUGUGGACGCCACUGAUGAAGCUAACUGCUCUGAGAUUAAAAAAGGGGAUAUAAAUUUUGUGACGCUGAACAAAGGCAACAAGAAAGAAGACUUGCAACCUCCGCCUCCAGUCUGUAGAAGUCCAUCCAUGAUGUGUCCAGGAACAUCUUUGUGCAUUUCCCAGAAUCGAUUGUGUGACGGCAAGAUAGAUUGUCCAGAUGGUUCUGAUGAAGUUUCAUGUGUAGAUACUUGUUCAAAACCUGGUGACUUCCUGUGUAAGGACAGAAGGAAGUGUAUUGAUGGGAAUCUGGUGUGUGACGGCCGCUCUCACUGCCUUGACAACUCUGAUGAGAUGGCUUGUUACAUGACGGCUAGAAAUUCAAAACCAGGACCAUUAAAGUGUCGUAUUGGCUCUAAACCCUGUAAAGAUGGAACUGAGUGUGUGCUGCAGAGUCAUGUGUGUGAUGGAGAGAUGGAUUGUAAAGAUGGAUCUGAUGAACACGACUGUGAUAGUCAGUGCCAAACUGGGCAGUUCCAGUGUACUUCUGGUGGGAGAUGUAUUGACAUGAAUCAGGUAUGCGAUGGCACUCCACAGUGCCUGGAUAAGUCUGAUGAAGCAGAAUGCUGGAAACCCUCAAGGAGCUGCAGCAUGCGCUGUGACUUUGGCGCUCACUGUAUUCCUGAAGUCUUCAUCUGCAAUGGGAUUAGGGACUGUCUAGAUGGCACUGAUGAAGCUAGCUGUGCUCUUUCCAAACCAGCUCAGACGAGCUGCAAGAGUCCCUCUGUACGGUGUCCGGGAACCUCAGUAUGUGUGUCUCAGGCUCAGAUGUGUGAUGGCAGAAGAGACUGUCCAGAUGGAUCUGAUGAAGCUUCUUGUAUAGAUGCAUGUGCUGCACCAGGUGACUUUCUGUGUGAGGACAGGAGGAAGUGUAUUGAGAAAGCUCUAGUCUGUGAUGGGCGCUCCCACUGCCUUGAUGGUUCUGAUGAGGUGGGAUGUUCAACCGUAGCAGCUAGAACCACAACCACUGCACCCUUCAAAUGUCGUGUGGGCACUAAACCCUGUAAGGAUGGACGUGAGUGUGUGCUGUACAGUCAUAUUUGUGAUGGAGAGAUGGACUGUAAGGACGGAUCUGAUGAAGAACAAUGUGAACUUCAAUGCAAUCCAGGGAUGUUUCAGUGUAUUCAGGGGAAGAAGUGUAUUGACUUCCGGCAGGUGUGUGAUGGGACUCCUCAGUGUCCAGAUCACUCAGAUGAAGCAGGCUGCUGGAAGCCCACCAAGAGCUGCAGCAUCCGCUGCGACGGGAACAGCCGCUGUAUCCCAGAGGUGUUCGUCUGUAAUGGUAUGAGGGACUGCUGGGAUGGCUCGGAUGAGGCAGACUGUGCUAUGCCCACUCCACCAUCUCCUUGUAAAAGCCCUUACGUGGCUUGUCAAGGGACGUCGCUAUGCAUCCUGCAGCAAUACCUCUGCGACGGGAGAAGAGACUGUCCUGAUGGCUCUGAUGAGAGACCGUGUCUUCGUAACUGCCCAUAUCGCAGUGAUUUCAUGUGUAAAGACAGGACAAAGUGUAUUAAGAGGGAUCUGGUGUGUGAUGGUCGUUCUCAAUGUCUUGACCGCUCGGAUGAGAUGGGAUGUCCCACUGCAGCACCCAAAACCUCAACCACACUGCUGCUAAAGUGCCGCGUGGGCUCUAAACCCUGCAAGGACGGCUUCGAGUGCGUGCUGUAUAGUCAUGUUUGUGACGGAGAGAUGGACUGUAAAGAUGGAUCUGACGAAGCUGACUGCGCUUUUAACUGUAAAGCAGGGGAAUUUCAGUGUGCCCAUGGGAGAAAAUGCAUAGACUUGAAACUAGUGUGCGAUGGCAAACCACAAUGUCAGGAUUUUUCUGAUGAGCGAGACUGCUUCGUUCGCAGCAAGAGCUGCAGCCAUCGCUGUGACAACAAAACCCGCUGCAUACCUGAGAACUUCCUGUGCGAUGGAGAGAAAGACUGCGUGGACGGCACCGAUGAGUCUGACUGCGGUUACCCCACAAAGGUGGUGAAGUGCGAGAGCCCUGCUGUGUUGUGUCGUGACGGCUCUCUGUGCAUCCCUCACACCAAGCUCUGUGAUGGCAAGAGAGACUGUCCUGAUGGAUAUGAUGAAACGUUUUGCUUUGACAGAUGUCCAAAUAUAGGUGACUUCCUGUGUAAGGACAGGAGGAAGUGUGUGGAGAGGGAUCUGGUGUGUGACGGCCGCUCUCACUGCAUUGAUGGGUCGGAUGAGAUGGGAUGUCCCACCGAGGCUCCAGCACCAUUCAGGUGUCGUAUUGGCUCUAAACCCUGUAAGGAUGGACUCGAGUGUGUGCUGCACAGUCAUGUGUGUGAUGGAGAGAUGGACUGUAAAGAUGGAUCUGAUGAACACGACUGUGAAUAUCAGUGUAAAGCAGAUCAGUUCCAGUGCGCUCACGGCAGGAUGUGUAUCGACAGAAAGCAGGUGUGUGACGGCACACCUCAGUGUCAGGAUCGCUCUGAUGAACUGGACUGUUUCGGUCACUCACACGAAUGCAGGCAUCAGUGUGAUAAUAAAACUCGCUGCAUCCCAGAGAGCUUCCUUUGUGACGGAGAGAGAGACUGUGUGGACGCCACUGAUGAAGCCAACUGCUCUCCUAUUGCUAUCCCGUCCACCACAGACCAGCCCGUCUGCUUUACCCCUUCUGUAUAUUGUCAUGAAACCUCGAAAUGCAUCUCACAGUCCCAGGUGUGUGAUGGAAAGACGGACUGUCCCAGUGGAGCCGAUGAGCAGUUUUGCAUAGAUUCAUGUCCAGAUCCAGGCCAGUUUCUGUGCAAGGACAGACGGAUGUGCAUUAGGAGAUCCCUGGUGUGUGAUGGUCAGCCACACUGUGCUGACGGCUCUGAUGAGAAACAGUGCCCCACCUGUGCUUUAUUUUGUGACCAGAAGAGGGUGUGCCUGACUAGCCAGCAGCUCUGUGAUGGGAAACCAGACUGCAGAGACGCUUCGGAUGAGAAAAACUGCUACACCGGUCGAGUGGUUUCAAGUACUUCAUUGCCUUUGAAAUGUCCCUUGGCAUCCAAACCUUGUAGAGAUGGGAAAGAGUGUGUCCUGUACAGCCAUGUGUGCGAUGGGGAGAAAGAUUGCAAAGAUGGGUCUGAUGAGAGGAACUGUGAACGUAAAUGUAGAAAAGACCAGUUCCAGUGCGCUCACGGCAGGAAGUGUAUAGACAUGAAGCUUGUGUGUGACGGCACACCUCAGUGUCAGGACCGAUCAGAUGAAAUCAACUGCAUGAAGCUCUCAGCGGAGUGCAGGCACCAGUGUGACAACAAAACCCGCUGCAUUCCCGAGACUUUCCUCUGUGACGGAGAGAGAGACUGCGCGGAUGGCACUGAUGAAGCCAACUGUGUUGCAGAGGCCUGUUCCAGCGAGCGCUUCCGGUGCAGUAACGGUCAGUGUGUGGCGCUGGCCCUCCGCUGUGAUGGGUUCGCUGACUGCCGUGAUCACUCGGAUGAGAAGGGCUGUCCUCAGCCUCCACACUGUCCCGUGGAGCAGCGCUGCCCUCACACCCACGAGUGUCUGCUGAAAGAGUGGCUCUGUGACGGAGACCAGGACUGCAAGGAUGGGUCUGAUGAGAGGAACUGCAAGUUGAUCCCGCUGAGGUGUGGGAAGUUUCAAUGGCCGUGUGCAUCUAAAACUCAGUGCAUCGCAGUGACGUGGAGGUGUGACGGCGUAAAGGACUGCAAAGAUGAGAGCGACGAAUCUGGAUGUGGUCAAGUGAAAUGCCCGACACACUUGUUCCAGUGUGGAAGCGGGGAGUGCGUGGACCCAGGUCUGGUGUGUAACAGGGCGUCUGAGUGUGCCGACGGUUCUGACGAGGGUCAGGGGUGUCUGAAGAACAACUGCUCCAGUCGCAGUCGCCCUUCAUGCCAGCACUACUGCAUCAACACUCCACACGGACCGAGAUGCGGCUGUCAGAUUGGAUUCAGGCUUCAGUCUGACGGUUUAACCUGUAACGACAUAGAUGAAUGUAAAGAGAUUCAGCCCGCUGCAUGCAGUCAUAAAUGCCUCAACACGCUGGGCUCUUACCUGUGUCAGUGCCACCCUGAAUUUAUACUGGAACCAGACGGCGCAGCUGCAAGACAGCAGGUAUCGGAACCUAGUCUUUUGAUCUCCGAACAGUAUGAGCUGUUUAAUUUGGGUCUGCGAAGCUCCAGUAUUCAAGCUCUCAUCACACCAGGACGGAAGGCCAUCUUCUCUCUGGACUAUGACCGAAGAGAGCAGAGGGUGUACUGGGUCAGUCUGGAGGAGGAGAGUAUCAAAUAUGCCUUCCACGGAAUAAAGGACAACAUUGAAACUAUCGUCAAAGGUGUGAAGUCUGACUCCAUUGCUGUUGACUGGAUGGGAAGGAACCUUUACUGGGUGGAUGGUGUUGCCGGGCAGAUUCUAGCUGUGAGAUUGACCAGCAGUAUUGUUAAGGCUCAAAACUACAUAAUAGUCGUGGAUAAGGAUUUACAUCAGCCUCGUUCGCUUGUGCUGCUGCCUCAGAAGGGGAUAAUGUUCUGGUCUGAGAUCGGAGGUCAGGCACAGAUCAAGCGCUCUGGCAUGGACGGCUCAGACAGGAAGGUGGUGGUCAGCCGCGGUCUCGAGCAGCCUGUCAGUGUGACUGUGGACAUUCUGACCGACAGACUAUACUGGACUGACCAGAAGCUCAGGUGUAUAGGCUCAGCCACGCUGGAUGGAGAGAACAUAAGGUUCCUACAGCUGUCCGAGAUGCCCAGUGUCUUCUCUGUGGCUGUGUUUAAUGACGUGGUCUACUGGUCCGACACUCACAGAAGAGCCGUUCAAGGUGCCAAUAAACUGACUGGAAAGAACCGCAAAGUACUUCUGAAGAGACCCGGACAACCAUUCGACCUCAAAGUUGCCCACCCUCUCUUGCAGCCCAACAUGUCUGGUCCAUGCGAGGAUCUCAGGUGCUCUCACGUGUGUUUGCUGGCUCCGGGGCCCAAAGCGGUCUGUCGCUGCCCGGCAGGUCUUCUCUUAGCUGUGGACGGGUUCACCUGCACCGGGUCCAUGGAUGAUUCAUCCUCUUUCCUCAUGCUGCUGUCUCCUACCAGGAUUACACAGAUCUUAGUGAAGACUCUUCAGGCAGAGGUCGGUCUGAAGAGGUGGCCUGAGCACCAUGCUUUGGCUCUGCCUGCCGUGAACGAAGCUUCAGACUUCGAUCUGCUCCUGAAGGACCGCACCAUCUCCGUAGCUGACGCCGGACGCGGGUCUGUAGCUCAGCUCAAACUGGGCAGUUCUGGUUUCACGCCCCUCGGUCACGUGCUUCAGCUCAAAGGGGACCUGGUGACCGCUCUGGCUCUGGACUGGGUCACACACAACCUGUACUGGAGCAGCGCUAAGAGCCCCCAGCUGUACGUCACGUCCCCCGGAGGGAAGUACACCAGUCUGGUGCUGCAGGCCGAGCUGGAGGGAACCAUCUCCAUCGCCCUGCACCCUCCCUCGGGCCGGCUGUGCUUCACCGCGGUGGGACGGAGAGCGGCCCAGUCUCUUCCUCAGGUGGACUGUGCUCACAUGGACGGAAACAACCGCACGCUGCUGUGGAGCAAAACAAAGAUGCCUGCUUCUCUUGCCUUCUCUAAAGGAACAGCACUGUAUUGGGCAGAUAUUGGGAAUGGUGUGAUUAGCUCCAUUAAUAUCGAUGGCUCUAAUUAUAAGGAGUACAGCACCGGAGCUGCCUUCAUUGUGUCUUUUGCUCGUGUUGAGAACAUCUACUUCUGGAUCACUCUGGACAACGGUACAACUAAUUUAUGGUAUUCGGAUGGUUUCCAGCCCAAACUGAAGUGGUUUGAGGUAAAGGCAAACGUCAUAGAGCUGAAGGCUUACAGCAGCUCCAGCCAGAAAGGCACCAACGUCUGUUCAGAAAACAAUGGGGGCUGCAGUCACCUGUGUCUGCCGUAUCCAGGUGGACGCUCGUGUCGCUGUGCGCAGGACUACCUCUCUGUGAACAAAACCAAAUGCGUUUCCAACGUCGAUUGUCCCCGGGGCAGUAAAGCGUGCAGAGAUGGCCUCAAGUGCAUCCCUGCAGCCAAGUUCUGCGACCAGAUCCCAGACUGCCCGGACGGCUCGGAUGAGGAAUGUGGAAGUGUGAAGAUCAAACCAGGUGUCAAAUCCCAAUCCGCCCAGUCGUCGUCAGACCGCCUGCCUGCUCUGGGCUCCGCCGUCGACAGCGAGUCGUGUGAGACGAAGCGCUGCGGCGUUCACGGGACGUGUGUGAGCGUGGAGGCUGAGCCGGUGUGUGUGUGCGAGGAAGGAUACAGCGGGGAUCUCUGUGAGAACUCCUCCUCCAGCAGCACCGCGCUCGCCCUCACGCUCACCUUUCUCUUCGGAGGUGCUCUGAUGGCCGCCGUCAUCCUCAAGAGAAGGUUCAUCAUUUCUGAAAUACACAAAAGGGCACAAGCAGCGAGGGAAGAGGCCACCGAAAAAGAAAUACUCGUGACUGAUGUGGAAGAACACACAACCUUCUCUCAAAACUUUGCUAAUGAGUUGUACGAUCCUGAAGAGGUUCAGAUCACGCCAGCCGUUACCACCCCUGUUGACAGCUAAUGUUUUUUUUUGUUUGUGUUUUUAUCUAAUAAUAAAUAUAUAUUUGCAAGAAA
Messenger RNA from Puntigrus tetrazona (Sumatra barb), 11725 nucleotides. RefSeq names its product low-density lipoprotein receptor-related protein 2 (gene lrp13b). Gene Ontology annotation, molecular function: protein binding; calcium ion binding. NCBI's taxonomy places the organism in Eukaryota, Metazoa, Chordata, Actinopteri, Cypriniformes, Cyprinidae. The record is from RefSeq and is a predicted model, not a curated record.